This is a messenger RNA of Didymosphaeria variabile, 2538 nucleotides long. RefSeq names its product Ribosome-releasing factor 2, mitochondrial (gene MEF2). The record is from RefSeq and is a predicted model, not a curated record. The transcript has a single exon. The coding region runs from base 1 to 2538 and encodes 845 amino acids. Gene Ontology annotation, molecular function: GTP binding; GTPase activity. Gene Ontology annotation, biological process: ribosome disassembly; mitochondrial translation. Gene Ontology annotation, cellular component: mitochondrion. NCBI's taxonomy places the organism in Eukaryota, Fungi, Ascomycota, Dothideomycetes, Pleosporales, Didymosphaeriaceae.
AUGAGUCCUUCCGGUGUUCAAGAUCAACUGAACUUGACCAAUGCGAAUUAUGUACUGUAUAAUGUGUCUUUGACCAACACUGAUUAUGAUGAAGAUGUUGACGAAGGAUCGACUGUCACCGACUUUUUACCUGCAGAGCGAGCGCGAGGUAUCACCAUUCAAUCAGCAGCCAUCACCUUUGAUUGGCCUCCAAAGAACCCUCAAGCUCCACCAUCUCAGCCACCUGCUUCUUUCGAUGCUAUACCAUACUCUUCAUUCUCCCACAACGUCAACCUGAUUGAUACACCCGGACACGCCGACUUCACCUUUGAGGUCCUCCGCUCGCUCCGCGUGCUUGAUGGCGCAGUAUGCAUCCUGGACGGCGUUGCCGGUGUUGAAGCGCAAACUGAAAAAGUCUGGACCCAAGCAGGAACCUAUCAAAUCCCCAGGAUCAUCUUUGUGAACAAACUUGACCGGGUUGGUGCGGCUUUUGCACGGACUGUAAAAGAGAUCGGUGUGAGAUUGCAUGGUUGGCCUGCAGUAUGUCAAAUACCGUGGUGGAAAGACGGAAAUGGCGACUUUGUUGGCGUCGGCGAUGCUGUCAAUUUGAGAGGUCUGCUGUGGCAAGCCUCGACCGAUGGGAGUCAGAUCCAGCCUUACACUCUCAAGCAGCUCGAAGGCGUUGAUAAGAACUUCGCCGACGAGCUCAAGAAAGCUCGAAUUGCACUGGUGGAGCUCUUGAGCGAACAUGAUGAUGUAAUGGUCGAGCUCUUCUUGGAGCACGACGAAGAUCAUCUUGCAAUCCCGGGCCUUCAGAUUAUGCAAUCGCUUCGUCGGACCAUUCUCCAGGCGCCCCAAACCGUCAUACCAGUCUUUGCCGGUGCCAGCUUCCGGAACAUUGGCGUGCAGCCUCUCCUUGACUCUGUAGUCGACUUGCUUCCUUCUCCACUCGAACGACCAGAUCCAGAGAUCACUGUCGGGAACCAGAAUAGUACUCUCAGUGAGCUACUUCAUCCAGCAUCGAAGGCUCCGAUUCCGACACAGAAGAAGAAUAAGAAGGACGAGAACGCAGUUGGCCCGGCGGAAGCCCGCAGUCUCUCGGCUUGUGCCCUGGCUUUCAAGGUGGUAAACGACGCCAAACGGGGCAUGCUCGUAUACGUUCGUGUCUACAGCGGUACGCUUGACCGUGGUGCUGUUCUCUACAACACCAAUCUUCACCUUGCCGAACGCGCUCCUCGUCUUUUAAAGAUGUAUGCGAACGAUGCCGUCGAAGUUGACUCACUGUCAUCGGGCCAGAUUGGUGUCAUUCCAGGCCUCAAGCACGCACGUACAGGAGACACACUGAUCUGGUGUAAGGGUUUGCCCAUGAAGGCACAGCCUCCUGGUGGACUGAAAAGCCUACAGCUGAGGCCAAUCAACGUCCCCCCUCCUGUCUUCUUCACCAGCAUUGAACCGCAUAGCCUGAGUGAGCAAAAGCAUGUACAGGAGUGCUUGGCCAUUCUCCUGCGGGAAGAUCCCAGUUUGCAGCUCUCCAUUGAUGAAGAAAGUGGUCAAACACACCUUGCGGGGAUGGGCGAUCUUCACUUGGAGAUCGCUCGUGAUCGCCUGCUCAACGACUAUAAGGCCAAAGCACGCAUCGGUAAGAUCGAAAUAGGAUAUCGCGAGACGAUUACAUCGUCCACAUCUCCCAAUACCUACAUCCUCGACAAGCCAAUAGCAAGCAAACCGGCCAAAGCAGGCAUCACGGUUGCUUUGACACCCAUCGAUGACUUGAUUGUACCUGCAACGCCAUCCGCACAGACGCUGCUGGAAGAUGGUCCCUUCGAAACCACAUACUUCCUACCCGACAAUUGUACAUUAUGCAUCACGCAUCCCAAUCUCUCUCGUCACGACUCCAGUGGCCACAAGAAUCACAUUCCGGCGCAUCUCAGCCUUCCUGGUAUCUUGUCCUCCGUACACUCCGGUGCGUCGGCAGCACUAGCUCGGGGACCUUACAACGGCUACCCUGUUUCCAAUACGAGGAUCGAAGUCAACAUAGACGCAGCAGCACAUCUGUUCAACGAGACGACGCCAACAGCAAUCUCAAUGGCCACCAGAACAGCCGUCCAAAACAGCCUGGGAGUAGCUAAUGACACCAGCCCAGCAGUUCUCAUGGAACCUGUGAUGCUCGCCACCAUUUUUGUGAACGAAGCCUCCCUCGGCGCCGUCGUCCAAGACAUAUCCUCGGCUCGCGGAGGCCAGGUGCUCUCCCUCGAUUCAUCCGACGCGCCUAUCCCUACAACGUCGCUUACAUCUGAAAUGCCUACGAUCGAUCCAAAUCUGAUUUACACCCCACCUGAUCCUUUCUCGUCUGGGAUUAAUGAUGUUGGGUCUGGACUUGGAGACAGCCAAAGGCAAAUCGUGGCGAGGGUGCCGCUGAAAGAGAUGGUGGGGUAUCUGAACCAGUUGCGUGCGUUGACGGGUGGGAGGGGGACCUUCGUGAUGACUGUGGAUGGGUUUGAGAGGAUGGCGGCACAGAGACAAAAGGAGGUAAUGGAUGCGAUGAGGGAGUUUGUUUAA